ACGUCAAGAAUAAAUUACAGUAAAUACGAGUUAGGACAGCAAACUUACAAAAUUCAAUUGCCUUCUUUGGUUCGAACUUUCAUUGGCCGAAAAGGAGCAUUUUGUUUCCAUGGAGAACUCCCAUUCAAGGAGCAGCGGCAUCACUGAGGAGCCCCAGGCGCACAGCAUUUCAAUCGAAACUAGUCAAAAUUAUACCCUCGAGACAAGGCUUACCCUCGAGGCAAGGCUAAGGGAGGCAGAAGAAAAUGCGAGCAGCGGCAUCACUGAGGAGCCCCAGGCGCACAGCAUUUCAAUCGAAACUAGUCAAAAUUAUAUCCUCGAGGCAAAGCUAAGGGAAGCAGAAGAAAAUGCAAAGAAUCAAUCUCUAACACCAAAGAUACAGAAGGUUAUAUUCUUGCUGCGAGAUAACAACGAUUUCAACAAGAAUUAUGAGCCAAAAGUGGUAUCACUCGGUCCAAUCCAUUAUGGUAAGCCAAAAUACCAGCUAGGAGAGAAUUACAAGCUACGAUUGACAAAUGCAUUCAUCAAAGGUAGCGGUAAGAGCAUGCAAGAUUUAUACAAGAAGAUUAAGGAGAAAAUCAAUGAACUGAGGACAUGCUUCGAGAGGGAGGUGACCAAGGACUAUGAUGAUGAGGCCCUCACUUCGAUUUUGUUCGUGGAUGGCUGUGCAAUAUUACAGUACAUAUAUUGUGCAACUAACGUCAAGUUCAAAGAGUUGAAUAUAAAAACGGACAGUGUAGCAUUUGGGCAACAGGAUUUGUUCUUGCUGGAGAAUCAACUUCCCUAUCGUCUACUCACAUGGUUGAUGAAAUCGAGUGGGAAGGAAGAUGAUUUGAAGAAAUCAAUUGACAUCUACAUUGACUCGCACGUUAAGGUACCAGAGGAUCAGCAAUCGAAUUGGUUAUCGUGGAGACUCUGCCAAAGAUCGAAGCCACAAGCUCAGGCUCAGGCUCAGGCUCCAGAGCCCGUCCAUCUUCUUGACCGUCUGAGGACACGAUUGCUUCAUGGACAAGGGUACAUUCAUCAUGGAAUGGUUGGGAAAAUCAACCGAAAUAUACAAAAUGUCCAAGAGUACUGGCAAUCCUAUCGCAAUGUCCAGGACCUUAAAACAGCAGGUAUCCAUUUGAAACGUGGUAACAAUAGUUACUUGUGUAAAAUAUCAUUCACUAAAAAAUUUCCUUUUCGUGGACAACUUCACCUUCCUCCAAUUGUUGUGGAUGACUCAACCGGACCUAAGUUCCUGAACUUGAUAGCAUAUGAAAUGUGUCUGGAUUUUGAAAAUGAUUUUGGGUUCACCUCUUAUAUAUCCUUCCUCGAUUCACUAAUCGAUGAAGCCAAUGAUGUUAAGAUGCUAAGGAAAGCACGGAUACUCCGCAAUGUCCUUGGCAGCGAUGAAGAAGUGGCUAAACUCUUCAAUGAGAUAGGCAAGGACUUGGUGCCUAACAUGGAAAUAUACAAGGAUGUCAGAUCAAAAAUUCAGAAGCACUAUGAGAGCAAGUGGAUGACCUGGAUAGCUCAAGUCUUUCACGACCAUUUCAGUAGUCCCUGGACGUUCAUUGCUUUCAUUGGCGCAUUGUUAGCACUUGCUCUAACUAUCACUCAGACCUGGUAUGCUGUCAACCCUCCCCCAGGACCCUGCGAUUACUUCUGCAAAAACUUAAGGCCAAAGUAAAUAUGCAAAAGACGGCCAUUUCCAAAUAAUAAGGUCAUUCCAAAGCCAUAUCAUCUUGUUAAUUUGUUUACAGCUUGGCGUUGAAGUUUUCUUGAAAUAAGUCAGGGUGAUUGUACUC
Messenger RNA from Quercus lobata, 1790 nucleotides. RefSeq names its product UPF0481 protein At3g47200-like. Lineage: Eukaryota; Viridiplantae; Streptophyta; Magnoliopsida; Fagales; Fagaceae. The record is from RefSeq and is a predicted model, not a curated record. The coding region runs from base 110 to 1672 and encodes 520 amino acids. The transcript has 2 exons.